AUGACCUCAAAUGAUAAAAAAUUUUACUAUUACGAUUACACCUUAAUCUUCAUAGCAGCCGGAAAUAUGGACCUGAUUGAUAUGCAAUCACAACCAGAUGGCGAAAAUAAAUAUAUUUUCGUAUACCAAGAUCACUUCACAAAGUUUGUGAUUUUGAAACCUAUGAAAAAUAAAACUGCUCAAGAUGUGGCGGAACAUUUGACAUCUAUAUUCAAUUUAUUUGGCGCGCCUUCCAUUCUUCACACAGACAAUGGACGGGAAUUUAAAAACGAAACCAUCCAAAAUAUAGUGGAGAUGUGGCCUGGCUGUAAAAUGGUCCAUGGAAGACCAAGGCACUCCCAAUCUCAGGGAUCGGUCGAGCGUGCCAAUAAAGAUAUUAUGAAUAAAUUACGCUGUUUUCUUCAUGAUAACAAAACAACGUGUUGGGCUAAUGCGUUGGGAACGAUCCAGUUCCAAAAAAAUAUAUCUUAUCAUAGAGGAAUCAAAUCAUCACCCUAUGAGGUUAUGUUUGGACAUAAACCUAAUAUCUGGGAUUCCUCUUUGACAAAAAAAUUGGAAGAUACAGGAGAUGAUACUGCUUAUUUGGAUGACGAUAAAAGCUAUUUCCAUAAUCUGGUAAAUUAUACAGAUUCGGAAGAUUCUGAUGAAUUUGAAAACAAUAGCAAUUCUAUCCGAGAAGAUUGUAUAUCACCGGAUCCUGGUAUAUAUUUUUAA
Messenger RNA from Gordionus sp. m RMFG-2023, 714 nucleotides. RefSeq names its product KRAB-A domain-containing protein 2-like. Lineage: Eukaryota; Metazoa; Nematomorpha; Gordioida; Chordodea; Parachordodidae. Bases 1 to 714 code for a protein of 237 amino acids. The transcript is spliced from 7 exons. The record is from RefSeq and is a predicted model, not a curated record. Gene Ontology annotation, biological process: DNA integration. Gene Ontology annotation, molecular function: nucleic acid binding.